This is a messenger RNA of Paramecium primaurelia, 1061 nucleotides long. NCBI's taxonomy places the organism in Eukaryota, Ciliophora, Oligohymenophorea, Peniculida, Parameciidae. The record is from the annotation of a GenBank genome assembly.
GAAUAAAUGUUUCAAACCCUAUAAAAAUUAAGGGUGAUAUGCUUUAUGUUUGCUACAACUGCUGAACGAAAAGUUCCACCUACUCCUUCGAAUAUUCCUUUCACACUCAAUAAUCUUUGGGAUAAUCCAGGAGCCAAGAAAAUACAAAAGAGAUGGGGAAGAAGUGGUACAAGAGGAAAUGCUUGUGGAAGAGGGUAAAGAGGACAAGGAGCCCGUUCAGGUGCAGGAGUACCUCCUAAAUUUGAAGGAGGUUAAACACCCUUAACUAGAAGACUUCCUAAAUGGGGUGCUAAACCAAGGUAUAACAAUAUUAAGAAAUCAUAGUUUGGAAAUUUAUCGAGAAGUCAAUAUCUGUUAAAUAAUAGAUAGAAUCAAAUAAGGAAGAAUUGAUGCUACUUAACCUAUCUAAAUUAAGGACAUGUUAGAAUCAAGAAUUUUUAGUAAAUGCAAAUAUGGAGUUAAAUUAUUGGCAAGAGGAGCUGAAAGAUUAAGUGAAUUGAAUACUCCUUUAACUAUUGAAGUAUCGGAUGCUUCAAAAACUGCUAUUGAGGUAAUAAAGAAAAAUGGAGGUGAAGUAAAAGUUGUUUACUUUACACCACUAUUAUUAAGAUAACAUUUAUUCCCAGAUAAAUAUCCAUUAGAAUUAAGACCAGCACUCCCUCCUUCAAGAGCAGUAGAAGCUAUCUAAAGAAGUGAAGAAAGAGGAGCUGUGGCUGAUUAUAUCAAACCUAAGUGGGUUAUUGAAGAUGAAAUUGAGAAGAAGAAAUUAGAAGAGAUGGCUAAACUUGAAGUAGAUACUCUAAAAGUUCAAUUGUCAGGAGCUGAAACUGUUGAGACUGUAAAGAAAGAUAAAAAGAAGAAGGUUUUAAAAUAUAAUGAUAAAUAUAGAAAUAAAAAUAAUAAGAAGAAAAAUAAGUUAGCACUCUGGAUUUAACAAACUUUAAAUAUCCAGCCACUAGAGAACCUGGAUGUGGUAAAGAUAAAAUCAAAUAGCGUAAACCAGUAGUUUAUAAAAAGAUAUCAUUAAACUUGGAUUGAGUUAUUCAUCAUAUAUAUAAUAA